Messenger RNA from Telopea speciosissima, 1710 nucleotides. RefSeq lists its product as uncharacterized. NCBI's taxonomy places the organism in Eukaryota, Viridiplantae, Streptophyta, Magnoliopsida, Proteales, Proteaceae. The transcript is spliced from 9 exons. Bases 101 to 1597 code for a protein of 498 amino acids. The record is from RefSeq and is a predicted model, not a curated record.
AGCUCAGAAGAAUCGAAACUUUAGUUAGAAGUUUGAACUGCCAUUUCUGUGAUUUUAGAUCGAAUUAUAACUCCGGAGAUCGAAGAAGGAAGGAAGCUUAAUGGAGGAAACUCCGCAGUCGCCAAGAAAGAAAGAAAUUGAACCGGAACCAGCAUCAGAACCAGAACCAAAACCAGAACCAGCCAAAGGAGGUUGGGGAGGUUGGGGAAUUUCUCCGUUCUCUGUUUUGUCAGAUCUUCAGAAAGCUGCUGCAGUUGCAGCCGAGGAGAUUUCACGAAAUGCUGCAGCAGUUGCUAAGAAUGCUGCAAAGGGCAUUUCAGAUAUUCAAAAUAUAAAACCUGACAUGGAAUCUUCGAAGGAGGGGGAGUCAGAGGAAUCAGAAAGUGAAGGCAACAAUGAAGAUGACAAUGACAUACUGCGGAAGUCGGCCCUGCAUAAAUUGGAGAACGCCAGUGAGGAUUCUUUUCUGGGUCAGGGUCUUAAAGUUUUAGACAAAUCUGUGGAAAAUCUUGCUUCCGGAGCAUGGCAAGCAUUAGGCAGUGCUUGGAAAGGGGGUUCUGACUUGGUCCAGAAGCUUGAGCAUUCUGCUGUUACAACGGCUCCAUCUCUAAUAGAGACUGGAAAAGCUUUUACAUCAAGGGGAGUAGAAGUGCUUGAACGCGUGGGUAAGGAAACCAUGGAUCUACUCAUUACAGAGACUGGUAUUGAAGUUGAAAAGAAUCCCAACGAAGCUGAACAAUCAGCUGAUGAUGAACAACUUUUUGAGGAGGUGACAUUUGACCGAUGCUUCUAUAUUUAUGGAGGUCCAGAACAGUUGGAGGAACUGGAGGCCUUGUCCAACCAUUCUGCAUUAUUGUUCAACCGGAGAAAAGCAAAAUUAUCAUCAGAACAAAAGUCUGUCUAUGAUGGAAAGCUUAGAGAAGUUCAGCAAAUUUUAAGUUUAAGCACUGAAAUUGAUGGAAGUGGUGUGGACUCCGACAAAGGAAAAAAAAUUGAGACAAUUGAAGAGGGAACUGCUGAUGAGAUGAGAAGUUUACGUGAUUCAAGUGUCAGCAAGGCUGCUGACAUGGCUGCAGGGUUUGCAAGUUCCUUAGUGGGCCUCGCUGCAAAUGAGAUUAUUCAACGGACUACUGGCAGACUUGAAACCAUUCAUUCAGAGGGGAUCCAUAGACUCUCAGAGCUGUGCUGCUUCGCUGUGUCUCAACUUCUAAUGCUUGGAAAAUCUGUCAUCUCCAAUUCAAGCAAAGCACAGAGUGAAGAUGAGGAUCCAGAAACUGUGAAAAUUGACUGGCCUGAUGAUUCCCUUGCGAAGGCAAAGAUCAUCAGACUCCGUGCACAGUCAAUGACUGGAGAUAUAGAAGCAGUUUUUGACAGUUUUACUACAGGUGUCUCAGAUGUUAUUGAAGCGUAUUUGGCAGCCAUAAAGGGGGCCAGUGGAGAUGCCCAUGAGGCUACUCAACAGACUACUAUCCAGGAAAAAGCCAAUGCCAUCUCCAAUCAUCUGCGUGCUGACCAGACCAUGGCCUUCGACAAAAUCCAGGAUGGUCUUCGGUACUUGGCAUUUGUAGUUCUUUCAACCUCAAUGCCCACUGCAUGAAACUUGGUGAUCUUCCUCCAUGGUUUGAUUUAUAGAGGUUUGGUCGGUAAUCUUUGUAAAUAGUGUCCCUUUCUCCAUCAUGUUGAGCCUUGGGCUCCAAGUGGAUUGUCCUC